ACAAUCGCCACCAGCAGCUGGCAGCGCAGCGUCAACAGCAGCAGUUGCUGCAGCAGCAACGGGAGUUGCAGGAGCACGAGCAGCAACAGCAGCAGCAACAGCAACAACAACAGCAGCAGCUACAAGUGCUGCUACCGAAGAACCCGGUGCUGCAGCGAACUGCACCAGGGGUACAACAGCAAUUUGCAGAGAAUGCGUAUUCGGAGGAGGGCCUUCUUGCUGCUGCUGCUGCCUUGGAGGGGGCCCCCCACGCAAACGGAAAGUUAUUCCGUACUCAAGGGGUUUGGGGAUCUGUGGGGGGUCCCCCCCACAGGGGGGGCCCCCCAGAACUGAAGGGGGUAGUACCCAAUUCUUGCACUUCAGAAGACCUCUCGGGGCCCUCUCCUACUUCUACCUUAACUCCCUCCUGUUCCUCAGUUAGUGCAAAGAGUCCAGCUAGCCCUGAUCAGUGUUCGCGUGAGGGUUUAGAUACAUUAUGGGGUUCAGGGGGAGUUCAAGGGGCCCCCCAUAACGGGGGAGCCCCCCCACACAGCGGGGGGGCCCCAGGGGGCCCUUCUUUUAGUCAGGGGGAGGACUUGGCAAGAACCCUCUUGUCGCAAAAGCGGCCAAAGCCCUUGACAAGCUUGCCUAAAGAAUUGAUAAGCUGCCCAGUGAAUACUGGUGCUGCUGUUGGCAACAGCAGCAACAACAACAGCAGCAGCAGCAGCAGCAGCAGUAUCAGCAGCAUCAGCAGCAACAGCGUCGGCAGCAACAGCAGCAGCAGCAGCACUAAUAAUAAUAAUGUUAGUAAUAAUACUAAGCAGACGUCCCCUACAGGAGGGCGUAAUGGGACAAAGGGGAGCAGCGGGGGUCUUAUAGACUUAGGUCUUAAUGCCGAUAUAUUACAGUCAUUGCUAAGUAUGGGGGUACCUCAGGGGGGGGGCCCCUCAUGUAGUGAUGGCUGGCCUGCAGGGGGCCCCUUGGGCCGCAAAGCCGCCUCAAGGGCGGGGGCCCCCUGGGCACUCCUUGCCGCUGCUCCUCCAGUUACCCCUACUACAAGUGACAUGCGUAGGAGUAGCUGUGAGGAAGGAGCCGAUGAUGAGCUGCUGCAGCAGAAGCAGCAGCAGCAACAACAACAGCAACAGCAACAGAAACUGCAAAAAGCUGCUAUGCUUCCUCUUGAUUUGCUACAGCAACUGGGACAGCGUGCCCAAGUUGCUGAGGAGACGAAGCAUCAGCAGCAGCAGAAGCAGGACCAUGAUCAUCAGCAGCAGCAGCAGCACGAUGAGAGAAGGGAGCAACAGCAACAGCAGCAGCAGCAACAGCAGCAGCAACACGAUGCUCUCAAGCUGCUAGAAGCAGCUGCAGCAGCAAAGCUGCAGCGACCCUGUACAUCAGAGGAAUUAACACUUAUGUUCAAGGAGGCCCCUAUUAAGGGGCACAAAGAGGGGCCCCUUAAGGGAAUAGGGGAUAAUGGUCUUACCCAAGAGACAGGAGGGGGGACGACAGCAGCAGCAGCAGAGGAGUUGGAGGAUUUAAUCUUCCAGUCUCGUAGGAGUACAACAGGGGAAGACGACGCCCUCAGCAGCAGCAGCAACAGCAGCAGCAGCAGUAGCAGCAAUUGCGGAGGAGGAGGAGGGGCCUCCUUUCUUUCCUUUGGCCGUCUAUAA
Eimeria maxima is the source of this 1649-nucleotide messenger RNA. RefSeq lists its product as hypothetical. NCBI's taxonomy places the organism in Eukaryota, Apicomplexa, Conoidasida, Eucoccidiorida, Eimeriidae. The transcript is spliced from 2 exons. The annotation marks the transcript as partial. The record is from RefSeq and is a predicted model, not a curated record.